Lates calcarifer (barramundi perch) is the source of this 3304-nucleotide messenger RNA. RefSeq names its product gap junction protein, alpha 5a (gene gja5a). Gene Ontology annotation, biological process: cell communication. Gene Ontology annotation, cellular component: connexin complex. The coding region runs from base 744 to 1901 and encodes 385 amino acids. The transcript is spliced from 3 exons. The record is from RefSeq and is a predicted model, not a curated record. NCBI's taxonomy places the organism in Eukaryota, Metazoa, Chordata, Actinopteri, Centropomidae.
GCAUCCCAAACUUCAGCAAGUGGUUUCAGACCAGCACGAGCUCUGAGAGGAGGAGGAGUGAAACCAGAGAGAAGAUAUCAUGAACAAAGUCAUUAUUUCCACCAAAGCCUUUAAGGAAUUACACUUUGCCUGGCACUGAACACAGCAGAGACAACAGAGCUGUGAACAUAAGAGAGCAUUCACUAAACAAGAACACUCUGGAAGUUUACUCUGAGCGGAAUUGCCAUUGAUCCCACAAAACAAUUCCACUCUUCCUCCUUCUGCUUCCCAGCAAAAAAUAGAGCACCAGGGAUGUAAGGAGAAAGAGGGGGAGGUGGGGGGAGGAAGAGGAGGAGGAGAGACAGAAGGGAGGGCUGUGAGGAGGGGGAGGGGGGGACUCUUGUGAUGCCCCUGCUUUUCUUCUCGUGCCCAGUUUGGUGUUGGGACAACACUGAGCUCAGAUGUCGUAAUUGAGAGGUAGUUCCUGCCGAUGUACAAAAGAAGAAAGUAGUCCACCCAUCACACUGAGCCUCUAGUCGUGUGUUCAUCUGUGCAUCUACACCUGCCCUUUGUCCAAAGGAAGACUCGUCUCACCAGAGCUCGGACAAAGAGCCUCUACUUCUCAAGCAGCCUCCCAGACAACUAUCCUCAAACAGAACAGCAGUGACUUCACCUCUUCACCUAUACUGCACCCUCUUUUCGCCCUUUCUCUCCUCCCUCUCCAAUCUUUGUGUCUCAGGUGUGUGUUCGGCCAGUGAGCAGUGAUGGGCGACUGGAGUCUCCUGGGGAAUUUCCUAGAGGAGGUCCAGGAACACUCCACCUCAGUCGGGAAGGUGUGGCUCACCAUCCUCUUCAUCUUCCGCAUCCUGGUGCUAGGCACAGCAGCCGAGUCCUCCUGGGGCGAUGAGCAGAGCGAUUUCCUGUGUGACACUCAGCAGCCCGGUUGCACCAACGUGUGUUAUGACAGCGCCUUCCCCAUCGCCCACAUCCGCUACUGGGUGCUGCAGAUUGUUUUUGUCUCCACACCGUCCCUGAUCUACAUGGGCCAUGCCAUGCACACGGUGCGCAGGGAGGAGAAGCAGCGGAGGAGGGAGCAAGAGGAGAGGGAGGCAAGAGGUGAGGGAGGGGGAGACCUGGAAGGGGAGAAGGAGUACCUCCAGCAGAAGGAGAGCAGGAAGGAGAUGGGAUCUGGAUGUGACGGAACUGGCCGUGUUCGCCUGAAAGGGGCACUGCUGCAGACUUACAUCCUGAGCAUUUUGAUCCGUACAGUGAUGGAGGUGACAUUCAUCGUGGUGCAGUACCUCAUCUAUGGGGUGUUCCUGAAAGCGAUGUACCUGUGCAAAGCAUGGCCCUGCCCCAACCCAGUCAACUGCUACAUGUCCAGACCCACAGAGAAGAAUGUCUUCAUAAUCUUCAUGCUGGUGGUGGCUGGUGUGUCUCUUCUGCUCUCUGUGUUGGAGCUCUACCAUCUCGGCUGGAAGAGCAUCAGAAGGUGCGUACGCAACAAAGUGAUGCAGAAGAACAACCACAGGGCUGUGACGGUGGCCGUGUCUGCAGCCUUGGAACCCAACAGCCCACCACGGCCCUCAUCUGCCUGCACCCCACCUCCCGACUUCAGCCAAUGCCUGGCAGCCCCGAGCUCCAUGAACCCCAUGACCUCCAUGGCCUCUCACCCCUUCAACACCAGGAUGGCGCUCCAGCAGAACUCGGCCAACUUGGCUACCGAGCGGCACCACAGCUGCGACAACCUGGAGGAUGAGGAAGACUUCCUGAGGAUGAGAUACGACCAGGCACCUACAGAGCUGCCCAACAGCUGCUCCCCAUCGCCUCUGCUGCAUUCUGGCUACAUGAGGGACAAACGCCGCCUGAGCAAGACCAGUGGGACCAGCAGCCGCGCUCGCCAAGAUGACCUGGCAGUAUAGGCUCACAGCCAGAGCGAGUGGCUGACGAAGGGGGAGAGGACGGAGGGCUGGACCUUCAGAACCAAAGAGAAAUGACAGGAGGAUCAGUUUAGCAAGACACAAACAUGACAUCAAGUGUUAUUUCUGAGUGAAGAUUUCAGAGCGUGAGCAAAGGCUAACUAUGCAAACUCUGGAAUUUAGGCCCUACACUUGAUGAUAGAAGAUGGAGUAAAUGUCCACAUUAAAAAGAUACAUUGAGAUCUGUGAGUGGACCAUGUAAACUUGACGUGAUGAGCUCUGUGAGCAAAUAUUCUGCCCUAGAGCUUGAAAAACUGACAAACAAACUGCAAAAAGAAAAUAAUUGUGAAAUGAGAACAGGGUAACAGGUGUGAUACCUGAGAAUUGCACAUUUUGUGUUUUACUUAAACAGUUUAAGCCAAAAACUAGCUGAGGGAAAGAGACAAGAAUGACAUGAUACAUGGCUCCUGGCGUGAGCUGACUAUUAAAGGAAUUAUUUGUUUUAAGGCAAAUUAAUACACACAUCUCAACUAUUCAGUUAAUUAUAGAUUAGCCUGUGAUUCUCAAUAGCACAGCCAGGAGUGUUUUUUUCCUCCAACUGCAAAAAUAGAUGCAAAGAGAUGCAAUAACAGAAAAUGGGAACUUAAUAUACAAUAAACUGUGAAACUUGCUGCAUAUUUGAAAUGAAUUAAGAUAAAGUGCCUUAUCAAGUGUAAGCAAACCCUGACAAAUUCCUCAUAACACAUUUUCAUAUUUUUUCCAAAGCCAUGGUAAAGCUGUAACUUUCAAUUAAGCCACUUGUUGACUUGCUAACCUGAUUGCACUAUACAUUACUGUAGGUCACAGACAUAAAAUGCAACAAAAGAAUAAUAACUUUAAAUCUUUAAAAGUGUAAGUAAAACUUUAUCCAUUACUUCUAUAUUUGACAGGAGCCUUGGUGUGCAGAAAGUGGUGAGAGAAUGUAUCCUGUUUGAGGCUUUUUUUAUUGAAAAGGAAAAGACAAAGUUCUGAUUGGAAGGUGGUUAUGAGGAGAUCCAGCCACUCGGUGGCAACAUUGCACUUAUGCUUUUCAGUUUUUCGCCUGGAGCCAUUGUGUAAAUACUGAAUUUGUCCCUAUGCAAUGUACGUUUUAGUCUAUGUCUCUGAAUGUAUUUUAUUUCAUUUCUUUUGUCUGUUCUUAUCAUAGGCAGAAAGAUUUUUAAAAAGUUUGUGAAUGGACAUCCUUGCAAAUGGAGGUUUGAAGUUUUAUCAUACAUAUCUAUACAGCAAACAUUCUUUUUAGAAAACAGAAAUCUUACUCAGCCUUCUGUACAUUCACUGCAGUUUGGUGGUUCUUUCACACAGAACUUUAUGCAAUAAAUGUCAUCACCAACCCAUCACUUACCAAUAAAUCAUCAUCAUGUACA